Perca flavescens (yellow perch) is the source of this 3258-nucleotide messenger RNA. It is a transcript of the gene cnot9, whose product is annotated as CCR4-NOT transcription complex subunit 9. Gene Ontology annotation, cellular component: CCR4-NOT complex. The transcript has 9 exons. Lineage: Eukaryota; Metazoa; Chordata; Actinopteri; Perciformes; Percidae. The record is from RefSeq and is a predicted model, not a curated record. The coding region runs from base 427 to 1353 and encodes 308 amino acids. Gene Ontology annotation, biological process: mRNA catabolic process.
ACAACGGAAAUGAUAACCGAGAGUGCGCCCGAUCCUCCUCUCGCGAUAUUUUAGCCAUCUGUAUUUAGGUUGCCUCCAUUACCAACAAAAAACUCGACACUGGAUUAGCUAUGUUAUCUGGUCAAUAGCGGUCAAGCUCUCGAGGCUGUUGUCGAUACAGAUAAAUGAAAAUAUUAACGUUUUGUUAUCGCAAUGAAGUUACGUUCCUUGUAAUGUUAACGUUCGCGCGUAACUACUGGAUUCCGUUUCUCAAUACGUAAAACGCUAGCAGCUAGCUAGCUAGCUGGGCUAACGUUAGCUGCCCGCACUGUGUGUUAGUUACACCAAGUUUGUUUUAUUGCAGCCACAUAAGUUUGCCACUACACCCCAGUUCAGCUGAUUAUAGUCGUUUUAACAACACAUUGGGACCACAAAGAGCUUCAGAGAAUGCUGGCGACGGGAGCAGGAUCUCCAACGAAGCUUCAAAUAAAGGCUGUAACUAACGUCACAGCCCUGGCCCAGGUAGACAGGGAGAAGAUCUACCAAUGGAUCAAUGAGUUGUCCAGUCCAGAGACCAGAGAAAAUGCCUUGCUGGAGCUAAGCAAGAAACGCGAGUCUGUGCCAGACCUGGCACCAAUGCUCUGGCACUCCUGUGGCACUAUUGCUGCCCUGUUGCAGGAAAUAGUGAACAUCUAUCCAUCUAUAAAUCCACCUACACUUACAGCUCACCAAUCUAACAGAGUGUGCAAUGCCCUGGCACUUCUGCAAUGUGUUGCCUCACACCCGGAGACACGGUCAGCUUUUCUUGCUGCUCACAUCCCUCUUUUCCUUUACCCUUUCCUGCACACUGUGAGCAAAACACGUCCGUUUGAGUACCUGCGACUUACCAGCCUCGGAGUCAUAGGUGCUUUGGUCAAAACCGAUGAACAAGAAGUGAUUAACUUCCUCCUCACCACUGAAAUCAUCCCGCUGUGUCUCCGCAUUAUGGAAUCAGGGAGUGAGCUCUCCAAGACGGUCGCUACUUUCAUACUGCAGAAGAUCUUGCUGGAUGACACAGGGCUGGCCUAUAUAUGUCAGACGUAUGAACGCUUCUCCCAUGUGGCCAUGAUUCUUGGCAAAAUGGUGCUCCAGCUCUCUAAAGAACCAUCAGCUCGCCUGUUGAAGCAUGUUGUUCGCUGCUACCUUCGCCUCUCGGACAAUCUCAGAGCCAGAGAGGCCCUGCGUCAGUGUCUGCCAGACCAGCUGAAGGACAGCACCUUUGCCCAGGUGCUGAAGGACGACACCACCACCAAGCGCUGGCUGGCACAGUUGGUCAAGAACCUGCAGGAGGGCCAAGUCACCGACGCUAGAGGCAUCCCACUGGCUCCGCAAUGAUGAGGACAGAGUGUGUUUUCAGCUGACACAGAGACUCUCAUCACCGCCUAGAUUUUGUAUUUUGCCAUAUUCAGCGCUGAGACUGCGCUGGAGGACAUAAUAGAGGAAGAUUUGCUUUUGGAUACAUAAUUUACACCAGUUUUACUGCCAGUAUGUCACUUCCACAAACAAAGUCUCGACUCCACAACUGAAAAAUAGUUUUUUAAAGAGCCAGACUGAUCGAAGAUUUUCAAAGCCGAUACUGAUAACUGAUAUUUGACAAUAAUUUAAUCCAAUAAUGAAAUAUUGGCUGGUAUUUGUUUAUGACGUUAAUGUUUUUGGCAAGAUCUAAAAUGAAAAGUUUGAGUGUGAUAUUUUUAAAGUUUGAAACAAAAGAUUUCACUAUCAAAACGAUCCAAAAAAACAGUCCUUUUUGAACAGAGAAAUGCAUUGAACUUGAAAUAAGAAAAAAGUGUCAAAAACAUUUAUUGCUGCAGUUAACCAUACGGCAAUGUCUAUCUGGAUGUCUGUCUCGGUUGUUGAUAUCAGCGCUUCAAAAAUAUCGGUCAGCUCUAGCUUUUCCUGUUUCUCACUGUAAUUUCCUGUAACAUUCCACUUUAAAGUAGGAACUGUUGUUUUUUUUCUUCUUGCAUUUCAAAUAAGACUUUUAAACCUUCUCUAUGACUGGGUGUGUCUCCUUUUUUUGCUAAGCUCCUGUGAUCUGAUUUCACAGUAUAUACAGCAGUUUAGUAAAACAGUGGAUGUAUUUCUCUAUAGUUUUGUGUUUAAGGGCUUUGUAUGUGGAUGCCCAGUAAUGCAUAAAAUGAUUUCUGUCCAGAGUGAAAUCUCAGCAGUUGGUCUUGUUUAAGAUAUUUUAGAAAUAAACAGUUUUCAAAGUGAAUAGUUAGUAGUGAAGUUAAUAGUCCCUUUGACAUUUGGUAGGAGGAAUUGCUUUCAGUCUUGUUCACUGGAAAGACAGUGCAACGUUGAUUUUUAAACCUAUGUUGCUGGUUAAUUUUCUGUCAAUUGUUUUAACUAUAUUUGAGUCUUGGCUUAACAAAUUCAGCAGCUCUGAUGAGCAGUAUUUUGAUAAGGUGUCAUUGUCACUAGUGUUGCUGUGGGGAAAAAAAAAAGUUUUUUUCCAAGAGGAAUUAUUUUUAUUUUAUUUUUUUUUAUCUGGUGAUAAUGCAGUCAAAGUUUUGAAAGUUAUUUUCAAGUUGGAUUCGUUCUUUGUCAGUCCGAUGGGAAAUGGGCUCACCUGUGCUCACUGAGUGCACACUCUUAACAUCCCCACAGACUACGCUGAUGAGCCUUAAUUUCCUUUCACCAGUACAUUAACAGAUUGUGGCCCCCAUAUGUUCCAUUAUCCUCACAACGGCUGAGAUGGACAGCAUCUAUCGCGGAAACCCCUACGCUCAAGCCUUCCAUUUGUGAGCAAAUCGGAUUCCCGUAGGACACCUUUCUAAGUAUGCGUCGUGCCUUUUGGUCGGUUUACCCUUUAUGAGGAAAGAGUUACGGUAGCUAAAGUCAUUAUAGGCCUCUUUGCUGGGACCCUUUCAAAUGGAAGAGUACAUUAGCUCGACUGGGUUGAGAAUGGCUAAAGUGAUGUUUUCCAUUUUUAUGUUGCUAUUUGUGAUUCGGACGUCUACAUUGUAGCCACUAAUCACCCAUGAUUUCCUUUUGAGUGUUAAAACAGGUUACAAUUGUAAUCAAGGCAUUUCCAUAUGAAUGUUGUCCUGGAGAAAUACAAAUCAAAGUUAGUAAACAUUGUAAUAAAAACUGCAUCUUAACAGCUGUUUCCCAUCAAGGCUCUGCUCUGCAGUAUGUGGCAUACUACUGCCUUGAUCAGUGUUUACUCCUGAUUGUAAUCUUUUGAUAUCAACUUCAGGAUAUCAGUUUUUUUUAUAAAAAGCACAACAUGUAUUU